AUGUCGGCCAAAGGCAUUUCGCCGUGGUCCAAAUUGCGCGGAAUAUUCGGGCGAGCCGCCAGGGAAAAACCAAGAACCGCACAGGAGGACCCCGACGGACCACGCCCGAACCCGAACGACUACCCGACAUUUCCGCCCUUGCCCCCGCGCGACCUCCUCCAGAACCCGGCCGCCCAGUUUGACAGGAUCGCCGCCCGCAAGUACGGCGCGCCGCAGGGCGAGUACGAGGACAAGCCGCUGUACGGCCUGUACCGCUUCUACGAGUUCGUCGUGCUCGACAGCGUCACCAACUACCGCAACAGCCUCGAGGCCUUCUGGCGGCGGCGGGACUGGCCCGUCCGCGACAUCCCGGACCCGCAGGACCCGGACCCGGAGCGCUACGCCUUCCUCGCCGGCUGCACCUACCUUAUGGUGCGCGCCUUCAACGCGCGCGUGAAGCUGGGCCUGGACCGCAGCAUGCCGUCGCUGAUCACGCCCGACGAGGCCGAGGAGCUGCGCCGCCGGCCCGACCACCUGCGCAAGUACGAGCGGGUGCCCGAGUGGGUGGAGAAGGUGCCGCCCUUGGAAGAGCUGCUGGUCGUGCCGACCCACGACGGCGAGGUGCUUGCCGGCAGGGAGGACCCGAGGGCUGAUCCGGAUUUCUUGGCCAAGGGCAUCUUGUUGUGGACGCCGCAUAUCUACUUCACUUGA
This is a messenger RNA of Thermothielavioides terrestris NRRL 8126, 690 nucleotides long. RefSeq lists its product as uncharacterized. The transcript has a single exon. The record is from RefSeq and is a predicted model, not a curated record. Lineage: Eukaryota; Fungi; Ascomycota; Sordariomycetes; Sordariales; Chaetomiaceae. Bases 1 to 690 code for a protein of 229 amino acids.